GGAGAAUAUCAGGCCGUGUUCUAGCUUCUUCACCCUGCAGCCAUGGCGACCCACGCAGCUCUCGCGGCCUCUAGGAUUCCCGUGAACCCGAGGUUCCAUUCUAAGAGCAACGUCAACUCUUUCCAUGCUCAAUGCUCCUCCAAGAGGGUAGAGUUCGCAGAAUUCGCCGGUUUGAGAUCCAGUGGUUGCAUGGUGUACAGCAAGAACGGCGGGGAUUCAUCCUUCUUCGAUGCUGUGGCUUCACAACUCACCCCAAAGGCUGUGGCGGCCGCUCCUGUUAGAGGAGAGACUGUGGCCAAGCUGAAGGUUGCCAUCAAUGGGUUUGGACGUAUUGGUAGGAACUUCCUCAGGUGCUGGCACGGCCGCAAGGACUCUCCCCUCGAAGUCGUGGUGGUGAACGACAGCGGCGGUGUCAAGAACGCCUCCCACCUGCUGAAAUAUGACUCGAUGCUUGGAACCUUCAAGGCUGAUGUAAAAAUUGUGAACAAUGAGACCAUCAGCGUUGAUGGUAAACUCAUCAAGGUUGUCUCCAGCAGAGACCCUCUCAAGCUUCCCUGGGCUGAGCUCGGCAUCGACAUUGUUAUUGAGGGAACAGGAGUGUUUGUUGAUGGUCCUGGAGCAGGGAAGCACAUCCAAGCUGGAGCCAAGAAGGUUAUCAUCACUGCUCCGGCCAAAGGUGCCGAUAUCCCCACCUAUGUCGUCGGGGUCAACGAGAAAGACUAUUCUCACGAGGUCGCAAACAUCGUAAGCAAUGCCUCUUGCACCACUAACUGCUUGGCUCCCUUCGUGAAGGUCAUGGAUGAGGAAUUUGGAAUUGUCAAGGGAACAAUGACAACCACACACUCCUACACUGGGGACCAGAGGCUUUUAGAUGCAUCACACAGGGAUUUACGGCGUGCAAGAGCAGCGGCACUGAACAUAGUACCGACGAGCACGGGUGCAGCCAAGGCGGUGUCAUUGGUCCUGCCUCAGCUCAAGGGCAAACUCAACGGCAUUGCACUUCGUGUCCCUACGCCUAAUGUAUCGGUGGUGGAUCUCGUUGUCAACGUAGAGAAGAAAGGACUGACGGCAGAAGACGUAAACGCUGCCUUCAGAAAGGCGGCUUCCGGUCCCCUCAACGGAAUCUUAGACGUAUGCGAUGUCCCUCUCGUUUCUGUUGAUUUCAGAUGCUCGGACGUCUCCUCGACCAUCGACUCCUCCCUCACCAUGGUCAUGGGUGAUGAUAUGGUCAAGGUCGUCGCCUGGUACGACAACGAGUGGGGUUACAGCCAAAGGGUGGUGGACUUGGCGCACCUAGUGGCGAGCAAGUGGCCGGGAGCUGCCGCAGGAAGCAGCGGCGACCCCUUGGAAGAUUUCUGCGAGACAAAUCCUGCCGACAAGGAAUGCAAAGUCUUUGAAGCUUGAUUCCUUUCUCUUGAAUUUCUUCUUUAAUUCUACCAACAUUCUCAUCAUCUCAAUAAAUUUGGUUUAAUCCAUAUUUACAAAAAAAUUGGUUUAAUCAACCAUUAUUCAUGCA
Molecule: messenger RNA, 1516 nt
Organism: Tarenaya hassleriana
Lineage: Eukaryota; Viridiplantae; Streptophyta; Magnoliopsida; Brassicales; Cleomaceae
Product: glyceraldehyde-3-phosphate dehydrogenase GAPB, chloroplastic
Exons: 9
Coding region: 43-1404 (453 amino acids)
Biological process (GO): glucose metabolic process
Cellular component (GO): chloroplast
Molecular function (GO): NAD binding; glyceraldehyde-3-phosphate dehydrogenase (NAD+) (phosphorylating) activity; NADP binding
Source: RefSeq, a predicted model, not a curated record